AUGGCCACUGAAGAAACACUAGCUGAGAUAGAAGCAAGGCUUCGUGUUGAAAUGGAAGCGAGGCUUCGUGCUGAGAUCACUGCUCAAGUUGCUGCCCAGAAUGAAAGAGAUAGGCAACUUCGAGAAGAGCAGGAGGCUCAAAGGGACACUGCUGAAGAAUGGUUGAGAACACAACCAUUGAGAAGUAUUACUUCUUGGGAUGAUUUAGCUGAAAAACUUACAGCUAUGUUCUUUCCCUACAACCGCAUAAGGAAGUUGAAGCAAGAAAUCAAUUCCUUCAUCCAGCUGGACUCCGAGAAUCUCUAUGAGACAUGGGAGAGAUUCAAAAGACUUCUGAUGAAAUGCCCAGGCCACAACAUCUCCUCUGCUGACCAAGUGGAGAAGUUCUAUGCAGCUCUCAAUGACUACACUAGAGACAAGCAGAACCAGAAGGGAGUUUAUGAGGUUGAGACUCUUGAUGCAGUUCUUGCAUCCAACAAAAAGCUUGCACAGAAGGUAGAUGCCAUGGUAAAAAGGCUCGAAGGUGGGCAAAGAAGUGCUGAGGAUGUUGAAUUCGAUGAAGAGGUUGGAGAAAUCAUCCUAACUUCUCCUGGAGGGACCAAAACUGUAACGCCCCGAAUUUCGGGUUACAAAAACAACACAGGAGAAGCUAGUGGUUCAAAGCAAUUUCCAAAUCAGAGGCAAUACCAGCUGAAUCAAAGGCCUCCACCACCUCAAAAUCAGGGGAAUGGUAAGAAGAGUUUGGAGGAGAUUGUCGCUGAUUUGGCUCUUACUAAUCAGAGUUUCAUGAAUGAGACCAGGGGUUUCAUGAAUGAAACUAGAACCAGCUUGAAGAAUCAUGAGUCCCCCAUAAACAAUUUGGAGACUCAAGUUGGCCAAAUUGCCAAGGCCAUUGCUGAAAGGUUCCCAAGUACGUUUCCUAGUGACACUCUUGUUAAUCCUAAAGACUCUAAAUCUGAAAAUUGUUCUGCUGUCACUCUUAGGAGUGGAAAAACUUUGAAUGAAAUUGAGUAG
This is a messenger RNA of Lotus japonicus, 1014 nucleotides long. RefSeq lists its product as uncharacterized. The record is from RefSeq and is a predicted model, not a curated record. The transcript is spliced from 4 exons. The coding region runs from base 1 to 1014 and encodes 337 amino acids. Lineage: Eukaryota; Viridiplantae; Streptophyta; Magnoliopsida; Fabales; Fabaceae.